CCGAUUUAUAGGACACCUAUCUAGACUCUCCGCAUCUUAUACCCUAUUAAUCGCUAUUUAUAACCCCCAUUCAUACAUUUGUCUCCUAUUUGCAUUUUCCUAAUACAUGUACUCAUAUCCCCAAAAUGUCUAACACGCAAACUCAGUCCACAUCCACACAUCGCAUUUCCAGCAUAACCCAGACGCUAAAGUCGCCCAAGCAUGACACAUAUACCGACGAUGAGCGGUUUCCUUUGUACUAUAACACAACCGCUGCACUUUUUGAGGCCAACCGCGAUCUGUCGCGCGCCAUCCGAAAACAAAAGCGCAAGGCGCUUAUGGAUAAAUUCAACAAGCUACAUUCCAAAUCGGAAACCCCACCAAUUCUUCCUGUCUCCCCCGCCAGCACAGCCUACAAUACGCCGUUCGACUCGGAAACAGAAACAGAAAUUUCCAAGUCUACUAGGGCUGCCUCGCCUGCCACCGAGUCUGAGUCAAUACCGAAGCCGAAGAAGUGGUCGGACAUGUUCCAGGCGGAUAUACCUAGAGCGGCUUCGCCGGCCCCACUGGCCACAGGGGUGCAAGCCUUGGGGCUUGUGUUGUUGCGGAUCAUGUAUGAGCCGGGUUACUUGCCAAAGUCAAAGAUUCCUAUCUUGCCCCACGGGAUCUUGAACACGGGCAACAUCUGCUUCAUGAACGCGAUUCUCCAGUUGUUGUUGUACUGUGAGCCGUUCUACAAUAUCUUGCGGGUCAUAUCACAGAAAUCUGCCGCAUCAAUGGGCAACUCGAAGACGCCAUUGCUCGACGCAACGAUCCUUUUUCUCAACCAGUUUGAAAAGACAUCGCAGGACGCUGCAGACCAGGUCGGCCAGUCGUUGAACCCGGAACACUUCUACAAGUCCAUCAUCGCCACCACGCGCUUCAAGCAUCUCCGUUGGGGCCAGCAGGAGGACGCCGAGGAGUUCCUCGGGUAUCUCUUGGACGGGUUGCACGAGGAGUUUGUCGAAUCCAUUUGCAGUUUGAGUGCAGACGAACGUACCAAGUUGUUAGGCUCAGUACAGGGCGAGACCAGAGUGAAGAUGGCUAGUGCUUUGGAAACCAUUAGCAGGGGCAACAGCAGUAGCGGCAGCGAGGAGCGAGAAGAAAGUGAAGACGAUGAGGAAGACGGCUGGCAUGAAGUGGGCUCGAAAAAGAAGGUGGCCGUCAAGCGUACGGUGGAGGUCAGACCGUCGCCGAUCACUGUGUUGUUUGGGGGCCAGUUCCGCUCCGUUCUCGAUAUCCCGAAGAACAAGGAAGCGCAGUCGAUCACGUUAGAUCCGUUCCAGCACUUCCAGUUGGACAUCUCGGACCCUAGGGCCCAUACCCUAGAGGACUGUUUCAAGUUGCUCUCCGUACCCGAAAUGAUCCCUUAUAAGUCCUCCACCAACCACGAGGUGAUGGCGAAGAAGCAGUGUUUCUUGGACAAUUUACCCAAGGUGUUUAUUAUCCACUUAAAGCGCUUCCAGUACUUCCAGGAUGACGCCGAAUCUGACACCUACGGGCGCAUCGAGAAGCUCAGAAAGACCAUCAAGUACUCUCGUGAUUUGCAGAUCCCGACGGAAUGCUUGUCAAACUACUACAAGAAACACCACAAGCAGGCAGAAUCCGAUAACAACUACAAGUUAAUUGGGGUUGUCUACCACCAUGGGACCAGCGCCGCGGGCGGGCACUACACCGUCGAUGUUGUGACGCCAGAUAAAUCCAAUUGGAUCCGAAUUGACGACACCAACGUGCAAAUGGUGAAGGCAGAAGAUGUUGUAGCGAUCACUGACGUUGACGGUAUUAAGAGCUCGUACAUUUUGAUGUAUGAGAGAGUCUAAGCAUAGAGCCAUUAGUUAUCAUCGGGCGUUGCCUCGUGUCUUUCUGGUUUAUUUAACGUGUAUAUUACAAGGUAUCGCCUUGGAUCUAUAUUAAUAACUAUACAAAAAAAAAAGAAAAAAAAAUAUUGAAGCAAGGCCGAUAUAGGUUUACAAAAGGC
Molecule: messenger RNA, 1996 nt
Organism: Babjeviella inositovora NRRL Y-12698
Lineage: Eukaryota; Fungi; Ascomycota; Pichiomycetes; Serinales
Product: mRNA-binding ubiquitin-specific protease
Exons: 1
Coding region: 126-1838 (570 amino acids)
Biological process (GO): protein deubiquitination
Cellular component (GO): cytosol; nucleus
Molecular function (GO): cysteine-type endopeptidase activity; cysteine-type deubiquitinase activity
Source: RefSeq, a predicted model, not a curated record